Messenger RNA from Brassicogethes aeneus, 2412 nucleotides. The record is from the annotation of a GenBank genome assembly. Lineage: Eukaryota; Metazoa; Arthropoda; Insecta; Coleoptera; Nitidulidae.
CAAAACAUAACCUAUAAAAUCUACGUGUUAUUCACUAAAAAAUCGUCUGAUUCUAUUAUUUGUUUAACAAUGCAUUAAUAUACAAUAAAAUCAUGGAGGAGUUCUUGAAAAUCAAAUGGACCAUUGAUGAUCCUUCCGAGUUGGAAAAACAACCAGAAUUUAUAAAAGAAGAGGUUUUAUCGCAAUCUCUCAUUUAUAAAAAUUUCGACAAGCCUAUUAAAGAGUUGUUUGUGAACCCUCUUAAGAAAAACAAGAAAGUCCUUACUGUUAAUGGUAAAAAAUGUAUUCCUGGGGAACAGCAUUAUUUUGAACAUAAAGAAUUUUCUUUUUUGAAUGAAAAACAGCAUGAACAUUGUUUGAAGGCUUAUGAGUUGUUAAGAAGUGGUAAAAGUCCUGCUGACUAUUCAGAAAGUGAAACAUUUUUCAUUAACACUUUUAAUGAGUUAAAACCCAAAAUAAUACAAGAAAAUGAGUUGUAUCAGAAAAAGUGCAUGGCAUUGUGGAAAAAUAAUGUGGUUAGUUUAAAACCUGUAAAUUGUUCUAAUAAUAAUUACACAAAAUAUAUUUGGACUGAACAAUGUAACAGAUACUUAAAUUAUGGACCAAAAUUCAAGGAAAUUUCGUCGAUUAGUUUAACAUACACAGAGGAAGAUGGAGCAGUGGAAUAUAAAUGUUUGAGCAACAUUUUGGAAGUGGGAAUUUUGGCCAAAUUCACACAUCCCAGUUUUAAAACUAAAUGUUUAUUGCCGACAAAUAGUUUGCCUAGGCAAACUGCUAAAAUGACAUCUCAGUUAGAAGUUAGUAAGGACAAACAUAUAAAAAAAUUGUUGGAACAUCAUAAAAUUGAUGUGGUUAUUUCGAAUGGUGGAUUAAAAUGUUUAAUGGAUAAUACUAAUCCUAAAUCUAUUUGGGAUAUACCCAUACUUGUAAAGGAAAUAGAAAUUAAUCAAGAUUGCAAAACUUUUAAGAAAAAAGUUGUAUUUAUAGACAAACCCUUACCUAUUAAAACACCAAAUAGGCUUGAUAUAAUAAAUAUUUGUAUGAAAAAAUUGAUCAAGACAAAUUUGUGUGAAUAUGAAGCAUUUCAGUAUCCUGUACCAGAUAUACCUGCUGAUAUGAAUGCUGAAGAAAGAAACAAACUUGAGCAUCAAGGAAAUGUAGAAAAAAAACGCAUAAUCCACCAUAAUGCGCAAUACAGACUUUGGAAUAUUAAAAAAGUAAAAAAUCAACAUAAUUUAUUAAAAAAUACUAAUGAAGAUUCAAAUAUAAACUUGUUAAUAAGAAGUAAGCUUACUGGUUGUGAGAUUGGUGAAAAUGGGGCCUUAAUGCCAGUAAUAUUAAGACCAAAAACAGAGCAACAAUUAAAGUUGGGCGCAAAUAUACCAUCAAAAUCAGAUCUCUCCAGGGAAUGGACUUCAUUAUUUUUCACGCCAUAUUCAAACCUAUACAGGGCGCGGGUAAACACCAACCCAGCGGAACUGGUGAAAAUCGAAAAAUGCAGCAUACAAAAAGUUGUCAAUGAAGCCUGGGUUCAUUAUAAGUAUAAGCCCCAUUUCGGACUUGGAGUUUUGCAGAAAAUAUUGGGCGAGCUUUUAAAACUUGAUUAUGGAGAAUAUUUAUUACAUCAUGUGCCCAAAAGUGGGGCUUUUGCUAGCUUAAUGAAAAAAUGCGACGAAAGUGCACCUGAUGGUUUAAAUUUAAGUAAUUUAUUUGAAGAAAGAAAUGUGGAUUUAACUCUGGAUAAUAUUCCUUGGCUUCCUAUUGAUGUAAAUUUUGUUUUGCCCGUUUUAGAGGCUAAAAAUAGAUUACCAGCCAUGUUUACGCCAUUAAAACCUCGGAAAGAUUUUUUUAAAUUCAAAAACAAAGGUAAAAAGAAAAAAGGAGUAAAGAAAAGCGGGUCAAAACAAUAAAAGGAUGUAUAAAUAAUUAUUUAUUUUUUACAAUGUUUAAGCAUAACUAAGAAUUAUCAAAAUACAACUAGAAAUGUUAAAACUUUUAUUACUUAUACCAAUAUUUUCAAAUUAAAAAUUUACAACAAAAUGAUGAAUUCCAAAGGAGUUAAUAAUAAAGUUUUAUACAAACCACAAUUGAUUAGUUAUUUGUAAAAUCCCCAAAAAAACUAAAAAUAUGUUAAUUAUUUACAUUUUAACAUGUUCUUUUAGUACUGAAAUAAUGCCAAUUUUUAUGGUUAUUGAGGAAACUGUUAUAUUAUCAGGUAAAUUUUUAUGUAGGAAAAAUACAGUCUGUUUAUUUUAUAUUUUGUUUAAUUAUUAAGUAAAAUAUAAACCUAAGACAACUUUUUAGCCUUCUGAUAAAGUGUAUCUACCACUUUACUCAUACUCUGUAUUGUUUCUAAAGCCAUUUCAUAUGUUUUAUCUACUGGAGUUUCUUCAAAUACAAUAAGCACACCUA